Messenger RNA from Psammomys obesus (fat sand rat), 7246 nucleotides. RefSeq lists its product as uncharacterized. The record is from RefSeq and is a predicted model, not a curated record. NCBI's taxonomy places the organism in Eukaryota, Metazoa, Chordata, Mammalia, Rodentia, Muridae. Gene Ontology annotation, biological process: virion assembly; proteolysis; DNA integration. Gene Ontology annotation, molecular function: RNA-DNA hybrid ribonuclease activity; zinc ion binding; aspartic-type endopeptidase activity.
AUGGGACAAACUGUCUCUACCCCCAAAAGUUUAACUUUGCAGCACUUCAAGGAAGUCCGUGACAUCGCCCACAAUCUCUCAAUGGAAGUGCGAAAAGGAAAAUGGGACACCUUUUGUUCAUCUGAGUGGCCAACCUUUAACGUGGGCUGGCCACGAGAUGGCACCUUUAACCUAGAAGUUAUUUUGCAGGUGAAAGCAAAGGUCAUGGAUUCUGGACCCCAUGGACAUCCUGACCAAGUCCCAUAUAUCAUCACGUGGGAAUCUCUGGUCAAAGAUCCCCCAUCAUGGGUAAAACCUUUCCUUCCCCCUUGCCCAAAACCUACACCGUCCGCUCCCUCCCUUCCUCCUCCACUGAUUCCGACCCCGGUUAACUCCGCCCUUUACCCGGCCCUCACAAAAGCGGUACCGGCGGAGACCUCCGGACGUAAAAAGAUAUCUCCGGUGCUGCCGGCAGAUGAGGGCCCCCUUCUAGACCUUCUAACUGAACAACCACCCCCUUACCGGGGACCAGCCCCCGCCCCUGAACAACAGGCGGGGGCUGCCGGGCAGGGGUCACCGGAAGAACCCGCCUCGUCACCGGAAGAACCCGCCUCGUCUCCGGUGGCAGGGCGGUUACGAGGGCGCCGGGAGGUCCCUUCCGGUUCUUCCUCCCAGGCUCUUCCGUUGCGGACGGGGCCUGACCGUCAACUCCAAUACUGGCCCUUUUCUGCCUCUGACUUAUAUAAUUGGAAAAAUAAUAACCCUCCUUUCUCAAAGGACCCGUCUAGGUUAACAGCUCUCAUUGAGUCCAUUCUAGUGACUCAUCAGCCCACCUGGGAUGACUGCCAACAGCUGCUCCAGACGUUGCUGACUACGGAGGAGAAACAACGAGUCAUCUUGGAAGCCCGUAAACAUGUUCCAGGAGAUGAUGGAUUACCUACUCAGUUGCCCGAUAGAAUAGACGCUGCUGUCCCCUUAGAGCGACCUAACUGGGAUUUCUCCGCUGAGCGCGGUAGGGAACACCUACGUCUUUAUCGCCAGUUGCUCUUAGCGGGUCUCCGAGGGGCUGCUAGACGCCCUACCAAUUUGGCCCAGGUUAAGUUAGUGACUCAAAAGCCAGAAGAAUCCCCCACUGCUUUCCUAGAACGACUUAAGGAGGCAUAUCGUAUGUACACUCCAUAUGAUCCAGAGAACCCAGAUCAGGCAACCAACGUGGCCAUGUCUUUCAUUUGGCAGUCCGCCCCAGAUAUCAGAAAGAAGUUAGAAAGACUAGAAAACUUAAGAGAAAGUUCGAUACAGGACUUGUUAAAAGAGGCAGAGCGGAUUUUUAACAAGAGAGAAACACAGGAAGAAAGAGAUGAGAGGCUAAGAAAAGAAGCAGAAGAGAGAGAAAAUAUGAGAGAACGUAAGAGAAAUAGAGAAUUCAGUAAGUUGUUGGCCACCGUAGUGACAGGUCAGAGACAGAAUAGACAGGACCUGGGAGAUCGAAAAAGCCAGAGCCACCCAUUAGAAAAAGACCAAUGUGCUUACUGUAAGGAAAGAGGUCACUGGGCCCGCAAUUGCCCGAAUAGACCAAGGGGGCCACGUAAACCCCGGCCACAAACCACCCUGCUCAACCUCGAAGAUUAGGGGGGUCAGGGUCAGGAGCCCCCCCCUGAACCCAGGAUAACCCUCAACGUGGGGGGCCAACCUGUCACCUUCCUGGUGGAUACCGGAGCUCAACACUCGGUACUCACCACAUCUCCAGGACCCCUGUCUGAUAGGUCUGCGUGGGUCCAGGGGGCUACUGGAGGAAAAAGAUGCCGCUGGACAACCGAAAGAAAAGUACUACUCUCCACCGGUAAGGUGACUCAUUCUUUCCUACAUGUACCUGAUUGCCCUUACCCGUUGCUUGGGAGAGACCUAUUAACCAAGCUCAGAGCACAGAUUCAUUUUGAAGGGACUAAAGCCCAUAUUACGGGGCCACAGGGGCAGCCGUUACAUGUACUGACCUUAAACCUGGAAGAUGAAUACCGGUUAUAUGAGCUUGAGGGGCCUCUGGCCAAGAACAUAUCUGACUGGUUAAACAACUUCCCAUCUGCUUGGGCAGAAACGGGAGGAAUGGGGCUGGCCACCCAACAGCCACCCCUAAUUAUACCCCUCAAAGCAACUACAACUCCAGUAUCCAUCAAACAAUACCCUAUGUCUCAAGAGGCCUACCGAGGAAUUCGGCCCCAUAUUAAAAGACUCUUAGACCAGGGAAUUCUGACCCCCUGUCAGUCUCCCUGGAAUACACCCCUCCUUCCAGUCAAAAAGCCUGGCACGGGCGAUUAUCGCCCUGUGCAAGAUCUAAGAGAAGUCAACAAACGGGUAGAAGAUAUACACCCAACAGUCCCUAACCCAUAUAAUUUGCUGACUGGAUUACCACCAACCUAUGUAUGGUACACGGUCCUGGACCUCAAGGAUGCAUUCUUUUGUUUAAGGCUUCAUCCACAGAGCCAGCCCAUUUUUGCCUUCGAGUGGAGGGACCCAGAGUUGGGACUAUCGGGGCAACUCACCUGGACUAGGCUCCCACAGGGGUUUAAAAACAGCCCCACCUUAUUUGAUGAAGCGUUACACCGGGAUCUGGCCGACUUUAGGGUUCAAAACCCUGCCUUAAUCCUACUUCAAUAUGUAGAUGAUCUCCUCCUGGCUGCAGAGACUGAGGAAAAAUGUAGAAAAGGAACAAAGGCCCUCCUAGUCACCCUGGGAACUCUAGGAUAUCGGGCCUCGGCUAAAAAGGCCCAAAUAUGUCAAAAGCAGGUUACGUACCUGGGUUACCAGAUUAGGGAUGGACAAAGAUGGUUAACAGAAGCACGAAAACAGACAAUCCUGAGUAUUCCAGUGCCUAAGAGCCCAAGACAGUUGAGAGAGUUCCUGGGGACGGCGGGGUUUUGUCGGAUCUGGAUCCCAGGGUUCGCAGAGAUGGCUGCACCGCUCUACUCACUUACAAAACCAGGUACCCCCUUUACCUGGGAAAAUGAACAACAAGAAGCCUUUACGGCUAUCAAAAAGGCCUUAUUAACUUCCCCCGCAUUGGGACUUCCUGACUUAAAUAAGCCCUUUGAGCUAUUCGUUGAUGAAAAACAAGGCUAUGCAAAAGGAGUCUUGACCCAAAAACUGGGACCCUGGAAGCGCCCAAUUGCCUACCUGUCUAAGAAACUUGACCCGGUGGCUGCAGGAUGGCCUCCCUGUUUGAGAAUGGUCGCAGCAAUUGCUCUCCUAACUAAGGACUCUAGUAAGCUAACUAUGGGACAACCAAUAACAGUUCUGGCUCCUCAUGCCGUGGAAGCCCUGGUUAAACAACCUCCGGGUCGAUGGCUUUCCAAUACCCGUAUGACCCACUACCAGGCCCUACUGCUGGACACUGACCGCAUACACUUUGGUCCGGUGGUAGCCCUCAACCCGGCAUCAUUACUCCCCCUAUCGGAGAGUCCAGAAACUCAUGACUGUCUCCAGAUACUUGCAGAGGUACACGGCACUCGGCCUGACCUAACCGAUCAGCCCCUGCCCGAUGCUGACUUCACCUGGUAUACCGACGGGAGUAGCUUUCUGGACAACGGAGAACGAAGAGCAGGGGCUGCGAUCACCACUGAGACUGAGGUAAUUUGGGCUAAGGCUCUACCACCCGGCACCUCGGCACAACGGGCCGAACUCAUCGCCCUGACUCAGGCCCUCCGAAUGGCAAAAGGUAAGAAGCUCAACGUUUAUACCGAUAGCCGCUAUGCCUUUGCCACUGCACAUAUUCAUGGAGAGAUAUACCGGAGAAGGGGACUAUUAACUUCAGAAGGAAAAGAGAUUAAAAACAAGACUGAGAUAUUAGCCUUGCUUGAGGCAUUAUUUUUGCCUCUAAAGCUGAGUAUCAUCCACUGUCUGGGUCACCAAAAGGGAAAUAGCCCUGAGGCUCGAGGCAACCGUCUGGCAGAUGAGGCUGCCAGAAAGAUAGCACAACAAAAAGACUUUACAAUCUCUCAGACCCUGACAAUAAAGAAAGUAAAGCGAGGGUCUAUUCUUCAAUAUAGCCAGGAAGACCAAAACUUACUCAAAGAAAUGGGGGCCACCUACCUGCCUGAAACUCAAAAGUGGAUAUUUAGAGGAAAACCAGUGUGGCCCCAACGUAUGACUUAUUAUUUGAUUGACCAACUUCAUAAGCUAACCCAUCUGAGUCACAAAAAGAUGAAAACCCUCCUUGAAAGGGAGGAGGACACCCACUAUCUGUUGGGAAAGGACAAAAUUUUACAACAAGUUGCUGAGAGGUGCACCGCGUGUGCACAAGUUAAUGCUGGACAAAACAAGGUGGGUUCCGGGGUCAGAGUGCGAGGGCACCGACCCGGGACUCAUUGGGAGAUUGACUUCACAGAGGUCAAGCCUGGACUAUAUGGAUACCGCUAUUUGCUGGUGUUCAUGGACACUUUCUCCGGAUGGGUAGAGGCUUACCCUACCAAACAUGAAACUGCAAAAGUUGUCACCAAAAAGCUGUUGGAAGAAAUCUUCCCCAGGUACGGUAUGCCACGGGCGUUGGGCUCCGACAAUGGCCCUGCAUUCGUCUCCCGGGUAAGUAAGUUGGUGGCCACAUUACUGGGGAUCGAUUGGAAAUUACACUGUGCAUACCGCCCCCAGAGCUCAGGACAGGUAGAGCGUAUGAAUAGAACAAUUAAGGAGACUUUAACUAAAUUAACGCUUGCAACUGGCGAGAGAGACUGGGUGACCCUCCUUCCCUUGGCGCUAUAUCGGGCCCGAAAUACUCCUGGCCCUCAUGGACUUACCCCCUUUGAAAUCCUCUAUGGUGCCCCUCCCCCAGCUGUUCAUUUCCUAGAUUCUGAUAUAGGUGGCUUCGCUAACUCUCCUUCCCUUCAGGCUCAUCUGCAGGCGCUUCAAAUAGUACAACGAGAAGUGUGGAAGCCUCUGGCAGCUGCAUACCAAGAACAACUAAACCAACCUGUGGUACCACAUCAAUUUCAGAUCGGGGACGUGGUCUGGGUGCGACGACAUCAGGUCAAGAACUUGGAACCGCGCUGGAAGGGGCCCUAUACUGUACUGCUGACGACACCUACAGCCCUAAAGGUAGACGGCAUCGCCGCCUGGGUCCACGCCUCCCACGUCAAAGCCGCCGCCCCCGAGGACCAGCUCGACAACCCGGACUCGAAAGCCAGAUGGAAACUUCACCGCACUCAAAAUCCACUAAAGAUAAGAUUGACUUGUGGGGAACCCUAAUAACCUUGUGUUUCACUUUGAGUCUAAAAAUAGCCUAUGCGUCCCCACAUCAGAUUUACAACUAUACUUGGGUCAUUGAAAACCAGGCUGGAGAUAUAGUUAUGACAAGCUCCUCUAUUGGGGCCCAGCCCCAUUGGCCAGAUUUAGAAGUGGAUCUCUGUGCCCUCGCCCUUGGAGCAGAUACCGACUGGGCAGUUUCCGAUAUCUUCUGGCCUCCUCCUGGGGGCCAAGCACCUGAACGAAUCACCCCAGGACGGGCCACCAACCCAAGCUGUGUUAAUUCAGUUGGGAGGGCCCUUUUACGGGGUCCCCCUGGCAGUGGGGUAGGGGGAAUUUAUAUAUGCCCUGGCACCCAUAGAAAUAGAACUCUUAAUCAUAAAUGUGGAUGGGCAGAUCAACAUUUUUGUGCUUCAUGGGGCUGUGAAACUUCGGGGGACACUUAUUGGAAACCCUCCUCCUCCUGGGACUACAUUACGGUAAAAAGAAAGACCUGGGAAAGCUGGGGGGAGUCUGCCCCCCUUAAUACGUUCCUCCAGGUAGUUGAGUCAGGGGUAUGUAAACCCCAGGGAAAAACCAAAGGAUGGUGCAAUCCCCUGUUGAUUCAAUUUACUCCGCAAGCCAAACAACAGAUUUGGACUUCCCAGGGUUUCAGUUGGGGCCUUAAGGUUUAUAAAGAUCGAAAAGAUAUAGGUCUCACUUUUAAAAUUAGGCUCCAAAAGACUUUACCGGCUACCAAAUCUGUGGGCCCCAACUUAGUCAUAUCAGAUCAGAAGAGGCCUUCUCAACCAAGACCUCUACCCCUAUGGCCAAUAACCCCAAAUACUUCUGUUACUUCCCCUGGACCCACCACCGUGGGCCCCACCAUGCAACCUUGGAAGCCUGGGUCAGGAGACAGACUCCUUAAUCUAGUGACAGGAGCCUUUCAGAUACUGAAUCACUCUGAUCCUGGCAGGACCCAGGAAUGUUGGUUAUGCCUGGUUUCAAUUCCACCCUAUUACGAAGGAUUGGCCAUAAUGGGUGAUUUCUCUAACUAUACUAGCCCUCCAGUAAACUGCUACCCCUCUGCCCAACAUAAACUAACUCUGUCUGAGGUAUCAGGGCAGGGACUUUGUGUCGGAACAAUACCUGCUGCUUAUCAACAACUUUGUAAUUCUACUACCAAUGUAAUCCCAGGAGAUUACUACCUGUCCGGUCCAAAUGGUACCUUUUGGGCAUGCAAUACCGGCCUAACCCCCUGUAUAUCGGCUAUAGGUUGGAAUGCUGGUUCUGACUUUUGUGUUCUCAUUGAGUUAUGGCCUAAAAUAGUAUAUCAUGAACCUGACUAUGUUUACAGACACUUUGAGGAGAGAGUUCGAUAUCGCAGGGAGCCUGUGUCUUUGACUCUGGCAAUAAUGCUGGGGGGACUGACAGUCGGAGGCAUUGCCGCCGGAAUUGGGACCGGAGCCACCGCUUUAACAGCAACUACCCAAUUCCAACAACUACAGCAGGCUAUGCAUACCGACUUACAGGCCUUAGAAGAGUCAGUAAGUGCUCUAGAAAAAUCCUUAACCUCACUGUCAGAGGUAGUUUUACAGAACAGGAGGGGGCUAGACAUCCUCUUCCUACAAGAAGGAGGAUUAUGUGCAGCCCUAAAAGAAGAAUGUUGUUUUUAUGCUGACCAUACAGGCGUAGUUAGAGACAAUAUGGCCAAGCUUAGGGAAAGACUUAGUCAGAGACAAAGACUUUUUACAGAGGGACAGAGCUGGUACGAAAAAUGGUUCAAUAGAGCCCCCUGGUUUACAACCCUCGUUUCCUCUCUCAUGGGCCCCUUAAUCAUAAUCCUCUUGAUCUUGUUAUUCGGGCCUUGUAUUCUAAACCGGCUAACCCAGUUCAUAAAAGACCGGCUCUCUGUCAUACAAGCGUUGAUGUUAACCCAACAAUAUCAUCAGCUCAAACAACAAGAGACAGAAGUUGACUCUUCCUAGGCCCGAGAAUGGAAGAUUCCAUUCUAAGUUUAAAGGAAAUGGGGGAAUGAAAGAUCCAGCUUCACCCUGAG